ACGUCUAAAGACGGUCUGUGCUUAGUGUGUAUAUGGGGCGUACAGAAAAACCACACAGCACGAGUGAAUAGGUUGUUUACAUAUUUAUUAAUUUAUCAUAACACCGUUUUUAUCUAGCGUGGACGGGCUCCCUGUUAGAAAGAGGGAACUCUUUUGACGCACCGCUGGUGAGCACCGCAGUUAUUACGUGAGCUCGAGGACAGGGAAUAAGACAGCUGUCCGUUUCAACACCGGGCUAAACGCAACCGAUAAAAACAGGAUAGAGGAGGUUCAGGACUGCAGAGGGGUUGAUUUGGAUCAAAUUAGUUCGGUAAAAGAGGUCGAUUGUUUCCUGCAUAUCCUUAAAAGUCCAAAUAUGGGAAUGGGGUUCCGAGGCACAGUAACCGAUGCUCCAGACUUUGAUGCCAGUGCAGAUGCCGAGACGCUCUACAAUGCCAUGAAAGGCAUCGGCAGCGACAAGGAGGCCAUCUUGGAUUUGGUCACUGGCAGAAGCAAUGCUCAGAGACAGGAGAUUGUACAGGCGUACAAGUCUAGCUAUGGGAAGAACCUGAUAGAUGACCUGAAGUAUGAGCUGACGGGGAAGUUUGAACGCCUCAUCGUCAGUCUGAUGAGACCCCAGGCCUACCAUGACGCCAAAGAGAUCCACGAUGCCAUCAAAGGGGCAGGAACAGAUGAGAAGUGCCUGAUUGAAGUCUUGGCCUCCAGGAACAAUCAACAGAUACACAACCUGGUGGAGGCAUACAAGGAUGCUUAUGGCUCAGACAUCGAGGAGGAUGUUACAGGAGACACCUCUGGACACUUUAAGAAGAUGCUGGUUGUUUUACUCCAGGGAACCAGAGAUGAACCAGGAGUAGUGCAUGCAGACCUAGUGGAGGAGGAUGCUCAGGCGCUGUUUGCAGCCGGGGAGGAGCAGUGGGGCACAGAGGAGUCCAUUUUCAUUAUGUUGCUGGGAAACCGAAGUGUCAGCCACCUUCAGAUGGUGUUUGAUAAGUACCAGGAGAUAGCAGAGAAGCCCAUAGAGGACAGUAUCAAGAGUGAGCUGUCUGGGGACUUUGAGAGACUCAUGUUGGCUGUCGUCCAGUGCAUCAGGAGUGUACCUAUGUACUUUGCCAAGCGCCUCUACAAGUCUAUGAAGGGUCUUGGUACGCAAGACAACACUCUGAUCAGGAUCAUGAUCUGUCGUUCUGAGAUAGACAUGCUGGAUAUCCGGGAGUGCUUCCGUAUGCGCUAUGAGAAGUCCCUGUACAACAUGAUCAAGGAAGACACAUCGGGAGAUUACAAGAGGACUCUGCUCGCCCUGUGUGGAGGAGACGAUGACCUUGCAGGAGAGUUCUUCCCAGAGGCUGCUCAGCUAGCCUACAAGAUGUGGGAAACAAGCGCCAUGACCAAAGUUCAGCUCAGACCAACCAUCCGUCCUGCCAGUGAUUUUGACCCGGCUGAUGAUGCUCAGAACCUGAGGAAAGCCAUGAAAGGCUUUGGCACAGAUGAAGACGUCAUCAUUAACAUUGUGGCUAACAGGAGCAACGCGCAGAGACAGGAGAUCAGACAGGCCUUUAAGUCCAUCCUCGGCAGGGACCUGAUGAAGGAUCUGAAGUCUGAACUCUCUAAGAACCUGGAGAGGCUGAUUAUCGGCCUGAUGCUGACGCCUGCCGAGUUUGACGCCAAGAUGAUGAGGAAAGCAAUGGAGGGGGCAGGGACAGACGAACAUUCUCUGAUUGAGAUCCUGGUAACCAGGAGCAACGAGGAGAUCCAUGCCAUGAACGCUGCCUACCGGGCUGGCUAUAAGAAGAGCAUGGAGGAAGCGAUCCAGUCAGACACCUCAGGACGCUUCAGUCAGAUCCUCACUUCGCUGGUUCAGGGGGCGAGAGAGCAGGGUCCAGCCGACUGGGACAGAGCAUUGGUGGACGCCCAGGAACUGGCCGAUGCCUGUAACGAAGGCUCUGACGAAAUGGAGAUUAAGUUCAUGAGUAUCCUCUGUACCAGGAGCUUCCCACAUCUCAGGAGAGUGUUCCAAGAGUUUGUCCGAUGCAGCAAUAAGGACAUUGAACAGAUCAUCAAGAAGGAGAUGUCUGGAGAUGUGAAACAGGUCAUGUAUGGCAUAGUUCAGAGUGUAAAGAACCAGUCUAAUUACUUUGCUGAGCGCCUGUACAAAGCCAUGAAGGGUAUGGGCACAGACGACAGGGCUCUCAUCCGCAUCAUGGUCUCACGCAGUGAAAUCGACCUUUUCAAUAUUCGCAAAGAGUUUAAGGAGACUCACGACUGUUCUCUCCAUGAAUUCAUCCAGGUAGAAACCAUGGUUGGUGAUACCUCAGGGGACUACCGUAAAACCCUGCUGAUGCUGUGUGGAGGACAAGACUAGAUCCAGAACCACCCAGCAGGCUUCCAGAAGGUCCCAGAACACUCUAGAACCAGAACCACCCAGCAGGCUUCCAGAAGGCUCUAGAACACCAGUGGAGCUUCUGGAACACUCUAGAACACCAACUGAAGCUGUCAAUCUACCGGUCAACUGUGCUGUGCGUACAUCCCCAUUGAACCCAGUGGGGAUAGUCAGUCUGCUCUGUUUGUCCCACACCGCUGCCACUCCUCUGCCAAAGUUACCUAUGACCUCAACAGCCUCCCCACAUAGUCCCUGUUCCGUUCAGCCUUCCUAGCUUCCUUGAAGUAAUCACAGAUCUAAUUUGGUUCAAGUGAUUUUAGGGUGCUAACCUUGCUAUACUUACACCUAUCAAUUACUAAUGAUGCAUUUCUUCAGAAUUGGAACAGGAGCCAAAGCUCUGUGCUGUCACCUCCGUGUCAGCUAGCCUGUCUUCUUCAUGUCAAACCUUUUUUUUUUUACACAACUUCUGUAGUGUUAGUGGUAUUUACAUUGAAAGUGAGAGAUAGGAAACUGCUUGGCUAUGUGUCUGUCAACCUAUUGAAGACUUGAAGUGUUUUUUUUUGUAUAGCGCUUCUACAAUGUGAUAGGUCAAUAGGUCAUCCAUCCAAUGAAUACUGUAUGGUUUUAGGAAUGUUACAUUGUUUCUCCUGAUAAUAAAAGGAAUGCGUCGUAGUACUGUU
Messenger RNA from Salmo salar (Atlantic salmon), 3057 nucleotides. NCBI's taxonomy places the organism in Eukaryota, Metazoa, Chordata, Actinopteri, Salmoniformes, Salmonidae. The record is from RefSeq and is a predicted model, not a curated record.